CUCUGGCAGACACGGGGGGCACGGGGGUCUCCAUGGCACGUUCGCAGUGGGUGGCUCCAGGGACUGCUGCAGCCCCACGGGGAAGUGGGACAGGUAUUUUUCCCAGCAAUUCCUCUUCUCACCACACCAAAUUCCCUCCUGUCUCAUCUAGCCAGCCUGCAAAAGGCAGCAGAGACAAAAAGAGCAGCCCAGAGCAGUGCUGCCAAGGACCGGGGCGGCAAUAAGGCAGGUUUAAAGUUCCCCUUGGCUGAAGCAGGGGCCUGGGACUGCCCCAGAUACAGCAGCAGCCCUUGCAGCUGAGCCAGCACCUCUCACCCCACUGCAGCUUGGGGUUCCCAUCUAGCAGCUGAAACACAGCUUUGCCAUCCGAUGGUGCCAGUAUGCCCCUGGUGCCAGCACUCCCACCCGGCCGCCAGCGCCCCCACCCCCGUGCCUGCACCUGCCCCGUUUAUGUACCCUCACGCCUCUGCCCGCAUCCCUGCCGCUGUACCUGGUUCCGCCGGGCGCCGACAUCCCCCCGAGCCUCCCUCGGCCAUCGGCACCCCGGGGUCUGCCCUGGGGAGGCAGAAGCAGGCGGGGCGGUGGGCACUGCCCGGGGGGAGAGGGCAACCUCGGCUCACUCCCUUCUCACCCACUAGCCCUCCCCGGCCCCGCCUAGGGAACCCCCGCCUUCCCCGCCUUUAUCCCGCCGGCCCCUCCUCCUCUUGCAAGCAGGCCGGGGAAACGAAAGUGGUGGGAGAGCGCGGUUCGGCCCCGCCGCCCCGAUGGCCGACAGCCCCGCCGAACCCCGCGCGCCCGGCCCCGGCUCCCCGGCAGGACUGCCAUCCCACAGGCCAGCGGCAUCCCCGACAUGGACAACCUGCUCUUCACCAACCUCCAGGCCAGGCUGAAGGUCUACAGGCAGAUCAGAGACAGCAAUGGCCCCAAGUGCAGCCGUUGCCAGGGGGAGGUAGCAGUGGUGUGGUGCUCUGAGUGUGAGGAGUUCCUCUGCACCAACUGUUUUGAGGCCCACCAGUGGUUCUUCAAGAAGAGGAGCCAUGAAGCCAGGAGAGUGGAGGACCUUCGCUCUGAGUCUGCCCAUCGCUUCCUGGAAGACACUAGAAAGUCCUGCAACCUCUUUUGCUCCCGUCCCGGUCACUCUGGCCAGGACUGCAUCUCCAGCAUCUACUGCAGGCAGUGCGCGAAGGUGCUGUGCUGCUCGUGCGCGCUGCUGGACAGCCAGCACAGCUUCUGCGACAUCGGCAGCGAGACGCGGCGCAGGCAGGAGGAGCUGGGCGCCAUGGCCCAGGAGCUGCGGCGCCAGCGGGGCGGCGUGGAGGCCAGCUAUGCCGCACUGCAGGCCGAGGCCGCCCGGCUGGAGCGGGAGCAGCGGGAGAUGCGGGAGCUGAUCCGGCAGAGCGUGGAGCAGCUGGUGCGGCAGCUGCGGCGGGAGGAAGAGGAGCUGCUGGAGCUGGUGGAGGCGCGGCAGGAGCGGCGGGAGCAGGCGCGGGAGCUGCAGCACGUGGAGGGGCUGCUGCGGCGGAUGGAGGCGGGCGAGCGGCUGGUGGAGAAGAUGAGGCUCUACGCCACGGAGCAGGAGGUGAUGGACAUGCAGCCCUUCAUCAAGGCCUCGCUGGAGGAGCUGCGGCGGCUGCAGCCGGAGGCGGCGUGGGCGCGAGUGCAGCCCAGGGACCUCGAUGAGUGCAGAGCCAGGCUGCAGGGGCUGGUGGAGCGUGUCAUGGGGCACCCAGGUUCAAAUUCCCAAGCUGUCCCCAUGGUUGACGUGUGUCUGGAGAACAACCUGCAAGAGAAGCCAGUCGAGCCUGAGCUCCAGACCAUCCAGCCCACCUUCACCAUCAGCCUCACAGAGAUGCAGACAAUCCCGGCUCUGCCCACCACCAUGGGGCCCAAGCGGAGGUCACACUUCAUGGAGAGGGGCAGCCAGAUCUCACCCAAGCUACUGAAGCUGGAACGUGACAACACGCCGGUGCCCAGCAAUCCCAGUCCAAACCACAGGGAUGAUGGAUGGGGUCCCAGCACCUCCACAGCAAGCCGGAACUGCAGCAGCAUCUCUGCCGCCAGCGGCUACACUGAUGGUAGAGAAGACACCAGCAUCAUCAUCUCCAGCUCGGAGGACAGUGAGGAAGACACAGCGGCUUCCAGCAAGUCCCAGGACAGCAAGAAGCCUUUCAGUCCUAUGCGGUCUGAGAACGGCACCUCAUCCCACCACAGCGCUGGCCCCAGCAGCCCCUGGGAUGAUGGAUCAGAACUCAGCACCUUGGUGUUCCUCAGCUUGAAGAUUGAUCAGAAAACUCAGCACAUCACAGAAGUGGCAGCAGCAAAUGGAGAGCACACCUUCAAGGAGCUGAUUCAGACACCCAGUUCAGUGCUGGCUCUGCUCUCGCAGGGGGUCCCCAUGGAGAUGGGGAUGCAGCACCUGCUCUGGUACCUCUCCUCAAUCCCCAGGCCCAUCCUCAUCGUCUAUAACUUCUGGGCACCAGAGCUGCCCACUCUCUUUAAAGUCCUGGAUGCCACAGGCAGGAAAGCGGGCUUUUGCAGCAUUGUAGGUGGUUAUGUGGAUAUGUUGUCCUUGGUCAAAGCAAAGCUGCCCAAGGCUCCUUCCUACAAGCUGAAGAACCUGUUGAGAAGUCACCUGAAGCAUCAGCUCAAUGAGGGCAGUGCUCUGGCCAUGGCCAAGGCCUUGCAGGAGCUUUGGGGAGCCCUGGAGCUCCCUGCCCAUGCUGAUGCAGGGAUGAUACUCACCCACUGCAACCUGCAGAGCUACAUCAUCCUGCAGCCCCUGGUGCAGAAGAAACUGCUCACCAGGAGGACGGCCAAGAACCUGGCCCAGCACAACCUCAUCUUCUGGGAGCUGGAACACUCGUGAGUGCAAUGCAUGGUGAGCUGAGUGGCUGGGUCUCAGGCUGACCGUACCGAGGAUGCAGGGAUGCUUGCCAGGGAUGUUUACCAUGGAUGCUCACCAGGGAUGAGUGGGGAUCUGAUUAAUAUUCACAAAUAUCUAAAUGGUGGGUGUUGAGAGGUUGGGACAUCCCUUUUUUCAGUGGUAUCUAGCAACAGGACAAGGGGUAAUGGGAUGAAGCUGGAACACAAAAAGUUCAAUUUAAACAUAAGGAAAAACUAUUUCACUGUGAGGGUGAGGGACCCCUGGCACAGGCUGCCCAGGGAGGGUGUGGAGUCUCCUUCCUUUGAGGCCUUCAAGACCCACAGGGACACGUUCCUGUGUGACCUGAUCUAGGUGAACCUGCUUCUGCAGGAGGGUUGGACUAGAUGAUCUCUAAAGGUCUCUCCCAACCCUGCCAUUCCAUGAUUCUAUGAUUCACCAGGGAUACUCACCAGGGAUGCAGAGGUGCUUCCGACAGCAUCAAACAGGACUCACAGGCCCUCUGUGUUCCCAACAUGGGUCUUAAGUGGUUCGGGGCCCUGGCCAGCCUGAGGGGGAAGAACCCAGCGAAUCAAAAUAACAUCUGUAUAAAAUAAAUUCCGGAGCGCGGGCCAAUGUAAUUUCCUGGGGCGUCUGCACUCCUCCUUU
Colius striatus (speckled mousebird) is the source of this 3529-nucleotide messenger RNA. It is a transcript of the gene PML, whose product is annotated as PML nuclear body scaffold. The transcript has 9 exons. Gene Ontology annotation, biological process: PML body organization; intrinsic apoptotic signaling pathway in response to DNA damage; positive regulation of DNA-templated transcription. The record is from RefSeq and is a predicted model, not a curated record. The coding region runs from base 851 to 2866 and encodes 671 amino acids. Lineage: Eukaryota; Metazoa; Chordata; Aves; Coliiformes; Coliidae. Gene Ontology annotation, cellular component: chromatin; nucleoplasm; PML body. Gene Ontology annotation, molecular function: ubiquitin-protein transferase activity; zinc ion binding.